Messenger RNA from Caenorhabditis briggsae, 1074 nucleotides. The record is from RefSeq and is a predicted model, not a curated record. Lineage: Eukaryota; Metazoa; Nematoda; Chromadorea; Rhabditida; Rhabditidae. Bases 1 to 1074 code for a protein of 357 amino acids. The transcript is spliced from 3 exons.
AUGAGGACGUUUAUCGUUGUACUUUUUGUGACACUAUGUUUGGCAGAGGAUCAUUUAUUACCAAACACUUUUGAGGAGCUGUUUCCAAAUGCUCCAAAAUCCGAUGUUUUGAAACUAACCGAACAAAUAAACCAACAAAAAAACCCGAAAAAAGCAAAAAUAGUUCUGGAUAACUGGAUUCAACGUCAUUGGGAUACAAUUCCGGAAACAACCCACUCGGAACAAGAGGCAACAACUCAACAGUACGUCACGGAGAACCAAGGAGACACUGAUAGACCAAAAACAACGAGAAGUUACUACUAUGGCGGCUAUGAUGGUUACGGUAGUUAUUAUGGUAGUCCUAGCAAUUACUAUGGUGGAUAUAAUAGCUCCUAUAGCAGUUAUAACGGAUACGGUAGUUACGGUAGUUACUAUGGUAGUUCUGGUAACUCCAACAGCGGAUAUAAUAGCCCCUACGGCAGUUAUAAUGGGUAUGAUGGUUACGUAAACUACAACGGUAGCUUCUCCGGUACCAAAGAAAAACAAUAUUCGAACAACGUGGGAGGAAUAUUCCGAGAACUCAUUGGAGAGAAAGUUGUAACAGAAAGUUACGCCAUAAGGAUAGAAGAUCGACCGGAAGGGUUUAACGCUGAAGACUACGGAGAGAAAAUGCAACCCGACAAGUGGGAGGAAGAUUACUGGGUUAGAAUCAUCCCGAAUCCGAGCUUGAGAACUAAAAGAAGUUGCUCAUCGGACAAGCAUCUCGUCAGACAGAAAGCGUUAAACUUUAUUGAUCAUCGAGCUACUCUAAAAUCUUUGAUACGAUUUGCUGUGAAUAGAAGUUUGAAGGAGCGUGUGUUGGAGAAAUCUGAAGCACCGAAGAUGUACAAGCUGUUCUGGGACGCCGACAAAGAAAGCGGAAAUGAAUUUUCGCACACUGAACGAAACUUUUAUGGGAAAAUAACAAUGUACGAAUGGAGCAAUGAGCGAACUAUUGUGUCAGGCAUAUUCGAAGGAUUAUUCACAUACUUCCGUGAAAAUCGAAAGAAGGCCGAGCUACUUGACUGGAGUCUGGAUGGUUUUCAUGCAUGUUAA